Colletotrichum higginsianum IMI 349063 is the source of this 306-nucleotide messenger RNA. RefSeq names its product CFEM domain-containing protein. The transcript has a single exon. NCBI's taxonomy places the organism in Eukaryota, Fungi, Ascomycota, Sordariomycetes, Glomerellales, Glomerellaceae. The record is from RefSeq and is a predicted model, not a curated record. Bases 1 to 306 code for a protein of 101 amino acids.
AUGAAGAGCUCAUUUCUCGCCAUCCUCGCCGCUGCCGCCGGCCUCGCUAUUGCCGACAGUCUCGAUGUGCCCGACUGCGCCAAGAGCUGCGUCAACGAUGACAUCCAGAAGAGUGGCUGCGCCCAGGACAAGAUCAAGGACUGCUAUUGCCAAAAGGCUAAUGUCAACUCACUGGUCAAUUGUGUCUCCGGGGCGUGCAAAGAUCAAAACGACCUGAUCAAAGCAGCUCAGGCGGCCCAGAAGGCUUGCCCUCAGCUCAACGGCGGCGUCUUUCCUGGCCAAGGAAAUAAUGGCAACGGCAAUUAG